UCUCAAUUUCCUUACGUUUGACUGUAACCGUGUUCAACAACGGAUGAUAAGUUACAGCGUGCAACAACAAGAGUGAUCAUUACCGUAGUUUAAUGUUACGGUAAACAUCACUAUGGGAACACUACGGGUAUUAUUGAUUAGUGUAUUUGUCUGCUUCACAAAAGUUACGGCUGAUGCUCAGUGUCCAUGCGUGUCACAACAAGAUUGCCCGGCGGACCAAUCCUGUAUCGAACAAAUAUGUGAGAGCCCAUGUCCUAGUCUUUGUGGGGAUUUCACAAUAUGUCAAGUAGAUGAUCAUAUCGCUUCGUGCUAUUGUGAACCAGGAUACUCUGGCGACCCAUACAUCGGGUGUUACGAUCAAUAUGAUAUAGGAAACUGGCCUCCAUAUCAUGCAACCACAAAACGAUAUACAGUGGAACCAGUCACGGUAAAUUGGCACACAGCGUUUGCGUACUGCUUACAACUCGGAGGUCGUCUCGCAACUAUUGAAUCAAGGGAGGAGAAUGCACUCGUAAAGGAUGUUAUAGUAAAAUCAGGUCUUGGAACCCAGUUUUGGAUCUCUGGAGCCGACUACUCUCACCAGGGUCACUGGACAUGGAUGAGCACCGGACGACCCUUCAACUUUACGGACUGGAGCCCUGGACAGCCGGACAACUACCAGGGGGUGGCGGGGGGAGAGCACUGCCUAGAGCUGAGGGAGGACUACCAGUACCUAUGGAACGACGGGAACUGUCCACAACCACAUUUUCCCAUCUGUGAAUAUUACGACUGAAAAUUGUUUGAUUCUCUCUGAUUGUAACAUCAAUGAUAAUCUUCAACAAUACCAUUUGAAAUA
Molecule: messenger RNA, 835 nt
Organism: Homalodisca vitripennis (glassy-winged sharpshooter)
Lineage: Eukaryota; Metazoa; Arthropoda; Insecta; Hemiptera; Cicadellidae
Product: perlucin-like
Exons: 5
Coding region: 113-772 (219 amino acids)
Source: RefSeq, a predicted model, not a curated record